AUGGAUAUCCAUCGGUCGCGCUUCGUGCCAUUCCCACCGUCCGCGAUCAAUGCGCUCGCAUUCUCUCACAGCGAACCAACCCUCGGAAACAAAGACCCUGAAGGCUUGAGGCUUGCAGUCGGACGGGCAAAUGGCAACAUCGAGAUAUGGAACCCAGCGGACGGCGCAUGGCAGCAGGAACGAGUGUUUUACGGAGGCAAAGACCGAAGCGUGGAAGGGCUGGUAUGGACGCAAGAGCCAGACAGUAAAGAUGGCAAGGGAAAAGUAACACAAGGAAGGCUGCGUCUCUUCAGCAUCGGCUAUUCCAACAGUGUCACGGAAUGGGACCUCGCCACGGGUCUGCCCAUCCGGCACUCCGACGGCAACAACAGCGAGGUGUGGUGUUUCGCGGCCCAGCCCAAGUUUUCAAAAUACGCCAAAGGACCCGAAGCAGAGGAUGAUACCCCCCAAAAAUUAGUCGCAGGCUGCGCAGACGGUACCUUGGUACUUCUCUCGACUGCAGAUAACGAUUUGAGAUUCGAGAAAUUCGUCGCUAGGUCAAUGGUCAAGAAAGCCCGAGUGCUGAGUGUCACGUUUAAAGACCGAAGAACUGUUAUCGCCGGCUUUGCCGACAGUACUAUACGGGUCUACGACACGAGGAACGGUUUCGUGAUCAGGAGCAUCUCGCUCGGUAACAGAGGUCCUGGAGGACCGCGCGAAACGCUUGUCUGGAAAGUGAGGACCUUGCCGAACGGGGGCUUCGUGUCCGGUGACUCCAAUGGCGACAUCUGCGUUUACGAUGGCAAGAACUACAGUCAGACACAACGUAUAUCGGCCCAUGAAGCAGACGUACUUGACCUUGCAGUAUCUCGCGAUGGGACCAAGAUCUUCAGUGGAGGUAUGGAUUGUCGGACGAGCUACUACACGUGCAACCCCCGUGGGAAAUGGCGCGAGGUCUCUCACCAAAGAUACCACGAACACGAUGUGAAGGCGAUGGCCGCAUAUGACGGCGCGGGUCUCAGCGUCACGGUAUCUGGAGGCAUUGACACUCAGCCUAUUGUCCUUCCCAUUCGAAACUAUGGCAAAGAACUUAGCCGCGGUCUUCCUGCUUUACCCCAUUCACCGCCCCUCAUUAGUGCUCCCGAUGCCCGCCUUAUGGUCAGCUGGUGGAACUGUGAGAUCCGCAUUUGGCGUGUCAAGGCUCAGGAUGACAGUGUAGAAAAGCCGAAAGUCGUCGCCCGCUUGGCCUUGCAAGGGGACGAGAACAUAUCCUCCGUGAGCACCACGCGGGAUGGCGGGCUUUUAGCAGUUGCGACGGCAAGAGAAGUCAAGCUUUUCCAAUUGCUUGAAACGAGCACAGAAUUGGGCUCAAUCCUCCGCAUAAAGAAGCUCGAACUACCUUCAACUCUAGGCGCAAAACUUGUGCGAUUCACCCCAGAUGGCAAGUGGCUCGCUAUCAUUGAUAUGGUGAACGAUGUAUACAUGAUUCGCAUCAUCCGAACCGAAGACGAGCGACCGCGAGCUCUGCACACACCUCUGCGUCUACACCGGAUAGAUCGAGGUGAAGGCGCAUCGGAUCCUCUCAGCAGCCCUACUGGCUUGUACAACAGGUCCAUAGCACACGCCGAAUUCUCUCCCGAUGGGUCCGUCUUUGCUGUGGCUGAUCUAGCGGGCUACAUAGACACGUGGGUCAGAGAAGGACACGAGGAUGUCACCGCGCCCGAAGUCGAUGUAAACGAGACUGAUGCUGCGCCUGCCGACGACGAAGAUGAAUCUGAGGAUGAAGAAGGUCCGCAAAAGCGAAUCACAUUCCUCGGACAGCGGUGGAUACGCAACCCAUCGGCGCAUCUGCUCCCACGUCUUGGGUCCGCACCUGCUUUGCUGUCUUUUGAACCUACAUCAGGCAGCGCUUCCCGCCCAGAGCCACGAGGCAACCCCGCGGUCCACCCAACUCGAGGUAACCCACACCCGCAUUCGCAUGAGAUACCGGACACAGAGCAUCGCCUACUUCUAGUGUCUGCUGACCAACGACUGUACCUCUUCGAAGUUUUAGCCGGUCGCUUGUCAGAGUGGAGCAGGCGGAAUCCGCCUUCCAGCUAUCCAUCACAGUAUCGGAUCCUGAAGUCUCCAACCAAAGGGUGUAUCUGGGAUGUCAACAACCAACAACGCCUAUGGCUUUAUGGUGAGGGAUGGGUGUUCAUGUUCGAUUUGAACAGAGAUCUCCCUAUCCCGGAAACGAUCGAGACACAAGAUUCCACGAUCGGGGAAGAACCGGAUAGCAAGGCAUCUAGGAAGCGCAAAAGGGAAGGCGCUAGGAAAGGUGUUAGUGGUGCGGGUGACGCGGUGCCCGAGGAGGAUGCGCCCGUAACGAAGAUGCGGCGAUUUGACAGCGCAGAGGAUGACGAGUCGAAAUCGCCAGCCGAGAUCGGCUUACACGAUACCGAAAUGGGUGAAUCAGACCACGAAGCCGACGACGAGCAAGGAGCUCUGAUCAGUCUUCGAAGAUCAAAAGAUGGAGUUGACGAAACAGAUGGAGCGAGUGAUGAUGUGGCAGAGGACACAGAUGGGGCAAUUGAACCACAAAGACGGUCACCCGAGCCCUGGUGGAACACGUUCCAAUACCGGCCUAUACUAGGAAUGGUGCCUGUAGGGAAAGACGACCAACCACUCGAAGUAGUCCUUGUGGAGAGGCCUUCAUGGGAGUUGGACCUCCCCCCACGGUUCGUAGGAGCUCACGAAUAG
This is a messenger RNA of Paraphaeosphaeria sporulosa, 2721 nucleotides long. RefSeq names its product small nucleolar ribonucleoprotein-like protein complex subunit. Gene Ontology annotation, biological process: maturation of SSU-rRNA from tricistronic rRNA transcript (SSU-rRNA, 5.8S rRNA, LSU-rRNA). Gene Ontology annotation, cellular component: small-subunit processome; 90S preribosome; t-UTP complex. The record is from RefSeq and is a predicted model, not a curated record. The coding region runs from base 1 to 2721 and encodes 906 amino acids. The transcript has 2 exons. Gene Ontology annotation, molecular function: RNA binding; protein binding. NCBI's taxonomy places the organism in Eukaryota, Fungi, Ascomycota, Dothideomycetes, Pleosporales, Didymosphaeriaceae.